CCCUCAUAUAAAUACCAACGCUACCACUGUCUUUAUGCUGCAUCUUUGGCGGCUCUAGGUUCUCUCUUCACUUGGCGCCUCUGCCUCUCCGCAGAAACCCUAACCCUCUGCACUAUACAUACUUACACACACAAACAGCUACUGUAUAACUUCUGUGUUUAUACGCAUUCGAUAAUGGAGGUUUCAAUUAGGCAAAAGAACAACCAACAAGAGUUCACUCUGGCUGCAAUUUCUGAGCUCGCUUCUACUUCUCCUUCUUCGGUUUCAUCCUCCUCUUCUUCUCUUUCUCAUUCUCUUCCAGUUAUAGCCAGGUUUGAUAUCGAUGAUGGAGUUGCGGAACUUCGUUUUCGCCAGGAAUCUGAGUCGGUUGCUGAAUUCCUUAUCGAUAUUAGAACCGCUCAGCUAUUCAAGUUAGGACCUAUUCAAUCGGUGUGCAUAUCUGAAGCAUCCAGUUCAGAUAAAGAGAAAUCAUAUUCAAGAGGAGUCACAAUCCAAUUUAGAAAUGAGGAGGAGAGCAGGGCUUUCCAUUGGGCAUUCGAGCAAUCGAAGAACGAAGUCGUUGUUCAAGCACCAUGCUUACCAAAUGGAGAGCUUUCAGCGGCUAAGAGCAAGUUCGAUGACAAAAUAGAGGCAUCCUCUGCUAAAAUGUAUUUCCAUUAUUAUGGGCAGCUGCUACAUCAGCAAAAUAUGCUACAGGACUAUGUGAGAACAGGCACCUAUUAUGCAGCGGUCAUUGAGAACCGUGCUGAUUUUACUGGCCGCGUUGUGGUGGAUGUUGGUGCUGGUAGUGGUAUUUUGUCAUUAUUUGCUGCACAGGCUGGUGCUAAGCAUGUAUAUGCUGUGGAAGCAUCUGAAAUGGCAGAAUAUGCUCGCAAACUGAUUGCUGGCAAUCCAUUGCUUGGCCAACGGAUUACAGUAAUCAAAGGAAAAGUAGAAGAAAUUGAAUUGCCUGAGAAAGCAGAUAUCCUGAUCUCUGAACCAAUGGGCACCUUAUUGGUCAACGAAAGAAUGUUAGAGUCCUAUGUGAUUGCUAGAGAUCGCUUUCUUGUCCCUAAUGGAAAAAUGUUUCCAACAAUUGGAAGGAUUCAUAUGGCACCUUUCAGUGAUGAAUAUUUGUUUGUAGAAAUUGCAAAUAAGGCCCUCUUUUGGCAGCAACAAAAUUAUUAUGGAGUUGAUCUGACACCCUUACAUGGAUCUGCAUUUGGUGGAUACUUUUCUCAGCCUGUGGUGGAUGCUUUUGAUCCGAGAUUAUUGGUGGCACCUGCAAUGUUCCAUUUAAUAGACUUCACACAAAUAAAGGAAGAAGAUUUAUAUGAAAUUGAUAUUCCCUUAAAAUUCAUAGCUUCUGUAGGCACAAGAGUGCAUGGUUUGGCUUGCUGGUUUGACGUUUUGUUUAAUGGAAGUACUGUACCGAGGUGGCUUACGACUGCCCCUGGUGCACCUACAACACACUGGUACCAGAUACGAUGUGUUCUGUCUCAGCCUAUUUAUGUCAUGGCUGGGCAAGAGAUUACAGGUCGACUCCACAUGGUUGCUCACAGUGCUCAGAGUUACACCAUUUAUUUGACACUAUCAGCGAAAAUGUGGGGCCCUGGUGCUGAGCAAGGAGGAAUACUUCAGACGUCAUCGUGCAAACUUGAUCUGAAAGAACCAUAUUAUAGAAUGUCCCAGCCACAAGCAUAUGCCACUCCACAAGAUCAGCAAACACAACAGCUAAUAAACCCACAGCAGGAUAUACAAAUUCAUGCGGAAGACUUUGAUGAACCUGAGUUAUUGCAGCAACCAUCACAAAAUUCAGGUGCUCAGUUUCAAUAAUUUUGUUGCAGGAGUGUUUCUCUCUCUAAAAACUUCACAACAAGAAUUCCUAACAUAGGGGUAUUAUUUCAGAUUGAAUUCCUUCCAGGUGGAAGGUUUUCUGCGUGCGUCCCUUUGGUCAAUGUAACCCCCUCCUGGUACUCUUUCUGGUCACUGUAUAUUAGAUCAAUAUGAUUUGAAAUUUUAUUGCC
This is a messenger RNA of Carica papaya (papaya), 2006 nucleotides long. RefSeq names its product putative histone-arginine methyltransferase 1.3. The record is from RefSeq and is a predicted model, not a curated record. Gene Ontology annotation, biological process: chromatin remodeling; peptidyl-arginine methylation, to asymmetrical-dimethyl arginine. Lineage: Eukaryota; Viridiplantae; Streptophyta; Magnoliopsida; Brassicales; Caricaceae. Gene Ontology annotation, molecular function: histone H3R2 methyltransferase activity.